This is a messenger RNA of Pipistrellus kuhlii (Kuhl's pipistrelle), 1095 nucleotides long. Its product is annotated as peptidyl-prolyl cis-trans isomerase FKBP1B-like. NCBI's taxonomy places the organism in Eukaryota, Metazoa, Chordata, Mammalia, Chiroptera, Vespertilionidae. The coding region runs from base 304 to 630 and encodes 108 amino acids. Gene Ontology annotation, biological process: regulation of cardiac muscle contraction by regulation of the release of sequestered calcium ion. Gene Ontology annotation, cellular component: sarcoplasmic reticulum membrane. The transcript has a single exon. The record is from RefSeq and is a predicted model, not a curated record. Gene Ontology annotation, molecular function: peptidyl-prolyl cis-trans isomerase activity.
UUUUUAGCUUGGUAUCUGUGCCUAAACCAUUUUCCUCAGGUUGUGACAAUAUUUAGAAUUAAAUUUAGGAAUUCAAGACUAAUUCUACCAUAUCGGGAUUGAUAGUCAUUUUAAAAACUUUAAUUGGUUCUCAGACUUAAUGAUUAGAGGAGACUUUGACAUUAAGUAGGCUUCUUUCAGAUCACACAGAAUCAUUGGUGUUAUUCAUGUCAGCAAAUAUUUAUUGAGAGAUCUGGAGCCAGAGCGAGCCUAGCCAGGAUCAGGGCAGCACUGGGACUCUCGGAGGCAGGCCAGUGGGACACAAUGGGCAAGGAGAUUGAGACCGUCUCCCUGGGAGAUGAAGGGACAUUCCCCCAGAAGGACCAGACGUGUGUGGUGUACUACACAGGAAUGCUCCGAAAUGGAAAGAAAUUUGAUUUAUCCAGGGACAGAAACAAACCUUUCAAGUUCAGAAUUGGCAAACAGGAAGUCAUCCAGGGUUUUGAAGAGAGUACAGCCCAGAUAAGCUUGGAGCAGAGGGCGGAGCUGACCUGCACCACUGAUGUGGCGCAUGGAGCCACUGGCCAUGCUGGUGUCAUCCUUCCUGGUGCCACCCUCAUCUUUGACACGGAGCUGCUCAACCUAGAGUGAAGGCAGGAAGGAACUGAAGGUGGAGAGAGAUGGCUGCUGCUCACUGGGACGGCUCCUCCUGCUUGGGGCUCUUGAUCAGUGCGCUAACCUUGCUGCCCCACGACAUUAUCCAUUCUCUCUGCCAAAGUUGCUCUGUAUGUGUUGGUCAUUGUUCACACGCAUCUUUGCUUGAGGAAACUUCGGUUGCAGAUCAACAUUUCAGGUUGUACGUUUUGCGUGAUGCAUGUAGAGCCAUUCUUGAACACAGGACACAGAUUUCUUGUUUGCACCAUCUACACUGCCUUACCUUCACUUAAGCCAGACACACAAGGUACUCAGAUAUGAAAUGUACAUGGUGUAGACAGAGGGAGUUGAGCCAGUUACCUUUGCUGUCACUUUCUCGCUUAGAAAUUGUUGACCGCUGACUUACAAACUGUCCUCUUUGGAAAUGACAUGUAAAAUAAAGACUCUGUGCUUGACAAAAAA